Molecule: messenger RNA, 465 nt
Organism: Cooperia oncophora
Lineage: Eukaryota; Metazoa; Nematoda; Chromadorea; Rhabditida; Trichostrongylidae
Source: the annotation of a GenBank genome assembly
AGCCUCGGGGAGCUACGCUAUGUGAGGAUUUGGGUAGACAACUCCGGUCGAGGAGAUCGCGGAUCGUGGUACUGUAAUCGGAUCAUCAUCAAGGAUUUACAUACAGGAAAGGUCUACCGAUUUCCAAUCCAUGAUUGGUUAGGGAUGUCAGUGGGAGAUUGUGAGUCAGAAAGAUUGGCAGCAGUUGAUAACAAGAUAAUUAUGAAGAAUGAAGUGAUGAGCAUUCACAUUCUUGCGGAGACGAUUUCUUAUAUAGCCAUGUACACAGGUGGAGGCCUACGAACUCGUCAACGGGUUAGGCGCAGUUCUUAUUCGAUUUCAAUCCUACUUGGUCAGUACAUAAUAUGUUUGGUGAACUGGGCAAUAGCCACUAACGAAGACUUCAGCGGGCUAUCAGGAGCGGAAAAGCUGAUUUUUGGCGUCACAGUCAGUCCCAAAGAUGUGGGUCCGCUAGUGUCCUUAUAA